Strigops habroptila (Kakapo) is the source of this 2969-nucleotide messenger RNA. RefSeq names its product amyloid beta precursor protein binding family A member 3 (gene APBA3). Gene Ontology annotation, cellular component: plasma membrane; cytoplasm; dendritic spine. Bases 96 to 2216 code for a protein of 706 amino acids. Gene Ontology annotation, biological process: chemical synaptic transmission. Lineage: Eukaryota; Metazoa; Chordata; Aves; Psittaciformes; Psittacidae. Gene Ontology annotation, molecular function: protein binding; amyloid-beta binding. The transcript has 10 exons. The record is from RefSeq and is a predicted model, not a curated record.
CGCGGCGGCGGCCGGCGGCGGCGGGUCCGUCCGUGUCCCGGGGGCGGCGGGUGGGGCCGCGCGGACCGGACCGGCCCCGGGUCCCGCCCCGCGCCAUGGACCGCGCCGGCCGCCCCCGGGCGGCCGCCCCCGGCAGCGCUGAGGUGCCGGAGCCGCCGGCCAUGGACACGGAGGAGGGGCCCGCGGCGCGGACCGGCGGCCCGGAGCGGAGCGCGGGGAGCGGGCGGCCGCAGGAGCCCCCCUUCGGCACCCCGGCCCCUGGCUGCGGCUCCGGGCAGGACCUGCCCAGCCGCGGGAGCCAGCGUGGCCCGGGCCCUGCCCCGGUCUCUGAGGACGAGGAGGGAGAGAGCGCUGAGCCGCGGGGCCCCGGCAGCUGGGAACUGGGUGCCGGGAGCGCCCCCGCGGCCACGGGACACCUGCAGGCCCCCGGCAGCAGCGACGCCGCGGGCAUGGAGCUGGACGAGGCUGCGGAGGACGAACUCCCGGAGGUCCAGGCUCUGCUGCUGCAGCUCGAAACCCUCGAUCCCAACCUCCGCGACCGCCCCCCCGGCUCUGAGCAGGGCCCGGGCGCUGGCACCGCCCCUCUGGCGGGGAGACGGGCCCGCUGGGGCCGCCGGCAGUGCCAGGGCCGGUGCCGGCCGUGCCCGCUGCACGUGGCCACGGGCCGGGGCCUGGACACCCGGCGCUGCUGUGCGCAGCACCCCGCCUGCUCCCGGCCCUGCCACGGGCUGCUCUUCGCCGAGGCCGAGCGGGAGGACUUGCUGAGCCUCCUGUGCUACGAGGGGGGGCUGCCCGAGCCCGGCGGCACGACACCCUUGGCCUGCUCCAGUGUCCUGUGUGGGACCAGCCUGGAGGCGCUGCGGGCUCAGGAGGAACCGGCCGCUGUGGGGAGGCUGGAGGAAGGAGCGGCUGGCAGCGGGUGUUGUGGAGAGGGGCGGUGUGAGGUUGGCUCCAGCAGUGAGGGCCCUCGGGACUGCUCCCCAGAGCCAGCCUGGGUGUCCCUGUCGCCCGGCCCGGCCCCGGAGGAGGAGGAGCAGCCGCCUGCGGGCAGUGUGACUAACAGGGAACCUUCAUCCUCCUGCCUGACCUUCAAAGAGGUUCCAGGCCCCUGUGACCCAGAGGAUCUGCUGGACGGUGUGGUUUUCGGAGCCAAGUACCUGGGUUCCACGCAGCUGAUCUCGGAGCGGAACCCCCCGACCAGCGUCCGCAUGGCACAAGCCCAGGAGGCAGUGGACAGGAUCAAGGCCCCAGAGGGGGAGUCCCAGCCCAUGACAGAGGUGGAUCUGUUUGUCUCCACGCAGAGGAUCAAGGUGCUCACCGCUGACACACAGGAGGCCAUGAUGGAUCACUCCCUGCAGACCAUCUCCUACAUCGCUGACAUCGGCUCCCUCGUGGUGCUCAUGGCGCGACGGAAGCUGCCGCGGCAGGCGCAGGGCACGGGGGAGAAGCGGCUCUAUACCAUGAUCUGCCACGUCUUCCACUCGGCCGAUGCCCAGGUCAUUGCUCAGGCCAUUGGGCAGGCGUUCGGUGUCGCCUACCAGCGCUUCCUGGAGGCCAACAGCAUCGACCCGAGCGAGCUGAGCCCUCGCCAGUACAGCCGUGCCCUGGAGGACCAGGAGCAAUACAAUGCAGAGCUGAGUCACUUCUCCCGGCAAGAGAACUGCAAGGAUGUCUGUAUCCAGAAGCAGAAGGGGGAGAUCCUGGGCAUUGCCAUUGUGGAGUCGGGCUGGGGCUCCAUCCUGCCCACGGUGGUCAUCGCCAACCUGAUGCACGGGGGCCCCGCGGAGAGGUCGGGUGAGCUGAGCAUCGGGGACCGCCUCAUGUGCGUCAACGGGAUGAGCCUGGUGGGGCUGCCCCUCGCCACGUGCCAGAGCAUCAUCCGGGAGCUGAAGCACCAGACAGAGGUGACACUGAACAUUGUGCACUGUCCCCCCGUCACCACGGCCGUCAUCCGGCGCCCCGACUCCAAGUACCAGCUGGGCUUCUGUGUUGAGAACGGCGUGAUCUGCAGCCUGAUGCGUGGGGGCAUCGCAGAGAGAGGCGGCAUCCGCGUGGGGCACCGCAUCAUUGAGAUCAACGGGCAGAGCGUGGUGGCAACACCACACGAGAAGAUCAUCCAGAUCCUCACGCAGGCUGUCAGCGAGGUCCAUAUCAAGACGAUGCCGGCCUCCACGUACCGCCUGCUGACGGGGCAGGAGCAGCCCGUCUUCCUCUGAGCACCAGCCUGGCUGUUGCUGCACGUGCCUGGGACUGCAAGGAUGGGACAGGCUCUGCUUCCUGCCCCAGCACACUCAACAGAGCCCUCUGGUCCCCGGCAGGGUCUAAUCCUGCACCUCCUCAGCUUUACUCAGGACACAGUGGGAGGCUCCGGGGACCUGAGCAUUGUCAGGGCCGGUGGUGCCACAGUUUGGGCACCUCCUCCCCACCUCCCAGUGCCUGUUCUGCCGCUUCACCGUGUCCCUCAGCUUGGCCUGGUGCUGGCAGGAGGAGAGGGGACCCUGCAUGAAAGGUGUCACCCCAUCUGCUCACCACCGAUAGUGCUUUUACACUCACCAGUGGUGCCUUUCCCCAUGUGGGGCUGGUGCUAGAAGCACAACUGCAGGGCUCACCUGCGUGUGGGUGCACGUUGGCACCCCAAGGGAGACCCAGCAGCACCCCUGGCACCCACUCCUUCUUCCUGGCUUUGCUGGGAACCUGGGGGGUGCAGCCGGUUGCACCAAGCUGGGAACCUACCUCUGCCUUUUCCUGGUGGUGCCUGCAGCCACGCCGCAUGUACAGCGCUGGGUCACAGCCCUCAGCGUGGAGAGAGGGAACCCAGGACACAGCACUGCCCAGGCCCACAUCCUGCUGGGAAGCCUGGGAUCAUGAGCCCAAGGAUCACCCCUGGUGCUGUGUUUUCACCCCACGGCCAAGGUGGUGCUGACCUGGGGGCUUGGCUGAUGUUAAAAUAAACGUUGUAGGGAACAUGG